AUGCAUAAGAAUCUGCUCUCAAGAAAGGCUGCAUGCGACUCUCAUGGACAGGAUUCCUCUUACUUUCUGGGGUGGGAGGAGUAUGAGAAGAACCCUUACGACCCAAACACCAACACAAGUGGAAUCAUUCAAAUGGGCCUUGCAGAGAACCAGCUAUCGUUCGAUCUCAUCGAGUCGUGGCUCGAGAGUCACCCCAACCUAGCGGGGUUCAAGAGAGACGGUACUGCAUCCAUAUUCCGCGAGCUGGCACUGUUCCAGGAUUAUCGUGGCUUUCCUGCUUUCAAGAAAUACCAUACUCUAAGAUCAUUUUACCACAACUCCGACAGGUUUGAUAGAGACCUCAAAUGGCGAACCGGAGUGGAGAUUGUUCCCAUACAGUGCUCGAGCUCCAAUGGCUUCGAAAUCACAAAAGCCGCUCUAGAAGAAGCAUAUGGACGGGCCAAGAAACUCCACUUGGGAGUAAAAGGAGUCCUGAUAACAAACCCUUCGAAUCCGUUGGGCACCUCGACAACCCGACAUGAACUCGACACCCUUCUCGACUUUGUCGUCGCCAGAGACAUCCAUCUCGUCAGCGACGAGAUCUACUCGGGGACCAGCUUUGGUUCCCCUGGGUUCAUCAGCGUUGCAGAGGCCAUGAUCGGUAGAGGCAAUGUUUCGCACCGCGUGCACAUCGUUAAUAGUCUCUCGAAAGAUCUUGGGCUCCCGGGAUUCCGGGUGGGUGCAAUCUACUCUCGCAAUGACUACGUCGUGGCUGCCGCUACCAAGAUGUCAAGCUUCGGCAUGAUCUCCUCCCACACCCAAUACCUCCUCUCGGAGCUGCUCUCCGACAAGGAAUUCAUGAGAAAAUACACCGAGGAGAACAAGAGGAGGCUUAAGGAGCGGCACAGGCAACUUGUCAAGGGACUCCAGACUGCCGGUGUUGGUUGUUUGAGGAGCAAUGCAGGGCUGUACUGCUGGGCGGACAUGAGACACCUGCUCGAGUCCAAGACAUUUGAAGGAGAGAGGGAGCUGUGGAAGAAGAUGCUGUAUGAAGUGGGACUAAACAUCUCGCCGGGCUCUUCAUGUCACUGCAACGAGCCCGGGUGGUUUCGUGUCUGCUUUGCCAACAUCUCAGUGGACACCCUCAAUGUUGCGAUCCGACGCCUCAAGACCUUCGUAGAUUCCUGCCUCUGCAGCCAAGACUCGGGCCGGCUCCUGAGAGGACUGCCGUUGUGUCCUUCACGCAAAAGGAGGAUUCCCCUCCCUCCGCACGAAUCCAGCGUUGGAUCGUGCAAUGGUCAUUUGGAGAUCUGUGCUGGCGGAUGAAUAAAGAAGUUCGGAGCACUUUGAGAUCCAUGCAAUACAAUCCGGUGAUGAACCAGGGUUGUAUUUUCCAUUAAAGAAUGAACCUCAUUCAUAUGCCUCCAUAGAUCUCAAAGCUAUCAUUUCACAAUCCAUCGAUGGAUUUAUGCGAACUAAGAUGGCUUUUUUUUUUUUUUUUUUU
Molecule: messenger RNA, 1483 nt
Organism: Phoenix dactylifera (date palm)
Lineage: Eukaryota; Viridiplantae; Streptophyta; Magnoliopsida; Arecales; Arecaceae
Source: RefSeq, a predicted model, not a curated record